Molecule: messenger RNA, 1419 nt
Organism: Xiphias gladius (swordfish)
Lineage: Eukaryota; Metazoa; Chordata; Actinopteri; Istiophoriformes; Xiphiidae
Gene: kgd4
Product: mitochondrial ribosomal protein S36
Exons: 5
Coding region: 484-828 (114 amino acids)
Biological process (GO): 2-oxoglutarate metabolic process
Source: RefSeq, a predicted model, not a curated record
UCUUUGCUUAGCACAGUAGUCAUGUAUUGACAUUUCCGGUUAUCACGCAUUUAUUUUUCUUGCCAUUUAUUUUGCUUUAUAGGGAACAAAACCCUCUGGAGCCUUACUGGUUCUCCUUUGUAGCGGAUUAAGGUCUUUUUUUUUUUUUUUUUUUGCGCGUGUGUGUCCUGUUUUUGGGACAGGAGCGAAAUGUACAACCCGGAGGGAUCAGGCUGCAGUAUGGCCUGAGAUUUGACCUAGCGGGACGAUCACUGGGACAGCACCUUCAUCGGCUGCCGCCAUAUUCACCGUAGAGGUAAAGACUCAGCUAGAGGCACACACCCCCCCCUUUCCCUUGUACCAUUACCAUAAACCGCAUCCCUCGCACCGCUGCGUGUGACGGUAAGGAACUUCACUGUCUAGUGUGAUAACAGCGCCGCCCUGUGGUGUGUCUCGGCAGCUACGCGGAGCUUUUCGUACCGGAAGUAAACCUCGGAGGUCGUCAUGGGCAGCAAAGUCAGCUCCAAAAUGGCAGCUCCAGCCGCCCGAGUGAUCCAGGCUAUACGGCCUCAUGCUCCUCUGAUCAAGUUCCCCAAUAGACAAGGGGUCCCAAGGCCCAAUGUCCAAGAGGCAUUGAAAACAUUAGCAGUUAACUUUCCACAACACAACGAUCCCAGUUCACCUUCAGCCGCAGCACCGCCGCCGUUAUCAAGACCUCAUGUACCUUUGACCCCACUCCCUGGCACACCAGACACGCUGGCCUCUAUUCAGCUACUUCCUGCAAGGUAUCGCAGGAGACCGCUGACAGUGGAUGAAAUGGACUACAUCCAGCGUGGUGGACCAGAGUGACAUGAAGCGACUCAAUCACUGCAACCGAAGUCCUUAUCUGUUGAAGAUCAGUAUGUGUCUUGAAUUCUGUUCGUCAGCACAAGAGAACCUUUUGCCACAUGAGACCUGAUGUAGAAUAAAGUAUUACAUAAAUCCUGUUAAAUGUACAUAUGUUUAUUUUUUAGAUGUUAAAUCUUAAUUGUAUUUUAAGUUGAUACUAAGGGACAUCGUAAUUGUAUUUCACAAAGUAAAGCCAUAACAGAAAACAGCUUCUAGGUUUUCCUUAUUUACUGUACUUGCACCACAACUAUUCCUUACAGAUUUGUUUUUGUUAAACCUUGGUUUUAACAUUAUACCAGUUCAAAUCAACAUUUUUCUCAUAUUUGUUUGAGCUGCACUCGCAAUACCACCAUACCCAAAUCCAAACACAAGGCUCUGGUACAUAGAAAAAAAGGCUUGCUUUUCAUACCUUUCACUGCAAUAAACUGACUGAUCUAUUUUUUGGAGGCUGAAGAGAUGCUGGAUGUCACAUUGGGAUAGCACUGAGUGAGAUUGGUGUUGAGUUCAUGUGAACUACUGGAUUUAAAUUAUUAAAGGAUUAUUGUAUUUUGA